AUGAGAUCUAUUGCCGUCAACAAAAUCGUUCUCUUUGGCGAUUCACAAACCGAGCAAAGUUCCAGCCAAGCUGGCGGAUUCAACCUUGCGCCAGCAUUGCAACAUGAAUACUGGUCCAAAUUACAGGUCAUAACACACGGAUAUGGCGGGUAUAACACUGAACAUGGGCGCCAUAUCAUCAAUGCUAUUCUCCAGGCAGAAACGCCCGCACCAACGCAGACCAAUCGACCCCGCUGUUCAAAGAUCAAACUGUUGGUGAUAUUCUUUGGCACAAAUGAUGCCGCAGAUCCCAAGCAUAACACAUUGUCGCAAUGUGUACCAAUCGAUAGAUAUAAGGAAAAUCUAUCAUAUAUGGUGGAGGUAGCUAAAGGACACGGAGUUGAAGCCGUGGUUCUUGUAGGACCAGCACCAGUCAAUGAGCUCGCACCAGAAGCCCCUCCGGAUCGAGACACCGAGAGAGCAAGACAAUACUCGGAUGCUGCAGCACAAGUCGCCGGAAAAUUCGGGAAGCGGAACAAUGUUACCUUUAUUGACUUGUGGCAGGCCUUCAUGGACUCCACAGGGUGGAAGGAAGGACAGCCUAUUCCCGGGCAGAAGACCCGUAUCGCUGGCGGGGAAUGCGCUGGGGCCGUUCAAUCAAGUUAUCCAUCUCGAGCCCUGGCCACAUCUAGAGCGCUUGCCGGGUUAUUGGCUUCGGAUGGUGUCCACUUCACAGCCAAUGGAUACCAAAUCUGGUACGACGUGCUGCGGCAGACCAUCCGCGAGCAGUGGCCAGCACUCAGAUCUGAAAACUUGAAGACAAUCUUCCCGCACAUUUUUGACGUAGACGCGAACGACCUACCAGCAUCGUUGUGGCAGCACUUAGAAGACUAA
Cladophialophora psammophila CBS 110553 is the source of this 873-nucleotide messenger RNA. RefSeq lists its product as uncharacterized. The record is from RefSeq and is a predicted model, not a curated record. The transcript has a single exon. NCBI's taxonomy places the organism in Eukaryota, Fungi, Ascomycota, Eurotiomycetes, Chaetothyriales, Herpotrichiellaceae. Bases 1 to 873 code for a protein of 290 amino acids.